This is a messenger RNA of Neospora caninum, 2316 nucleotides long. RefSeq lists its product as hypothetical. The transcript is spliced from 2 exons. The record is from RefSeq and is a predicted model, not a curated record. Bases 1 to 2316 code for a protein of 771 amino acids. NCBI's taxonomy places the organism in Eukaryota, Apicomplexa, Conoidasida, Eucoccidiorida, Sarcocystidae.
AUGUCGGGUAGACGCAGCUCUGCGCCAGGAGAAGGAUUUGAAUCCGCGUACCCUCGCCCUUUCUGUUGCUCUGUCCCUGCCUUUCCUUCUCUGGACUUUUGUGGUUUCGCCGAAUGUCAAUCGCGUACUCGCUUGCGUAUGGUCCACCCCUUCGAGAGGGGGGCUGGCCGGUGCCUGGUGUCUCAGUUCGUCAGGUCAACCGGGCAUUCGCGUGGGUCGAGCUCUCGUUGUCAUAACGCCGAAAGCAGCACAUCUCGAGCAAGCAAUCACCCGAAAGCGCCUGACAACUCUACGGGAUCUGAUGCCAGGCCGCGGGACGCCUUACUCACCUGCUGUGAUUACCUUCUGCGACGCCUUCUCCCAUCCGUUCUAUCUGAAUCGCUUUCUGGUCACAGGACCCAAGAACACGCUCCGUUCACGGAAAGAACGGAUGCAGGCAAUGCACGGUGUAGCCGGUGCGGUCGACUGCUGCUUGUAUCAGAACCUGUAGAACAAGUUAAGUCGAUACACAUAUCGAGCGACCGUUCCACAGAUUGCAUGCGACAGCCCGGCUCGACAGGAGCAGACAUCACCAUUGCGGAUGCCUCCCCCACGACGUUUGCACGCGGCAGCGGUGGGACUACAUAUGAAGGGGGAUUACCAUCAGCCAGCGACUUGGCCGACACCCCCCCAGAGACCGGUAACUCUUCGCUUGCUAGCAAAAACCCACAGAGCUCAGCCGCGAUCGCCUACUCAUUCUUCGCCGAUCGGCUUCGUGCCAUCCGACAGGACGCGGUUCGCCAGCGCCUCAACACAGCGGACUUGUUCAUUCUCCUCCUUCAGUGUGCUCGGUUCCAUCUCUUUGCCGAGUAUUUCUGGAGUGGUGGAAUAUACGCGUCUACUCGGUCAGCUGAGCCGGCGCCCUCGCUCGAGGGAUUCGAGUCGCCACAUCGGAUUGGACGGGAGCUCGUGAAACAUGAUCACCCAGCUGCCGAUAAGACACGGGUUCCAUUCGGUAGCGACAAAUCGCACGCCAGGAACGGAGUUGAGGGACGCGCAGAGCAGCUGCCAGCAUGCACGCCUCCAGCUGAAACCUUUGGGAGCAGAGACCACCUUCUCGCCACGAGUAGCGGUGCCCAGGAACAGGAAGUGUCUCCUGAAGCGACUUUCAAAAUCUCUGGGUUCUCUCCGAGUCUCAACCGUUUUCUUCUGUCGUCCUGCCUGGUCCAGCUCCUGGGCAUCAUUGUCCGAGAGUCGCGGCGCUUUCGGCUGUUGCUGCGGCGGAAAAGACGGGAUCAUGGGCCGCGAACUGACUGCGGGAUUGGCGAUGCAAAAAUCACCGAGAAGUCCUCGGAAAGAAGCGGAGAGCAGCUACAGGAAUUUGCUCGGGGACUGGGCGUCGAAAGUUCGGAAAUCGACGAGGCGGUCUCCCUUUUCUUGUUGUCCCAGACACUCGCUGUGCCUGUGCAACCGACGUUCAAGGGACAAGAACGAAGCAUUUUUGUGAUCCAGGAGAUAACCAGAGCACUCGGCAUCUGGUGGAGCCACCUUCCCUGGUCUGCAUUGGCGAUCAGAAUGGCAAUCCAAGCGUCGUCUGGUGUGGAACCACGCCGUUCCCUCUUGCGUCAGGAGACAGCUCCUGUGCCUUUCCUCCUUCGCUGCGCCGUGUAUCCAAGCACAGAUCGUCUUCGGGCGGGUGUCCUUGCGGAGGUUAAAGCCGCCUCGCUCGCAGCAGCUCCGGGCACUCUGGUGUCCAUGAAGCAGCUGAUGCAGUUGAUGGCGUGCUCUAGGGCUGAUGUGACUAGUCUGUGCCUGCGGCUGGGCGCUGGCGAACCCGUGUACAGUAAGGAAACGACAUGUGAGAAGGAAAACUGCGCUGAAGAGGGGACAGGGAGAGAGACCGCAGGGAGGCGCGCCGAGCUGCCACAGCGGCCGUCUUGGCCAGCCGCGCAGCAGGCGAACAACAUGCAGCACGAAGGGCUACCAGGGAAGGGAAAACGAAUCCACCAGGCACACUGGAGCUCCGGUAUUUCGGAUGCAGAUCAGGAAGCAGCUUCAGCGCCACUGGGGGCUGUUGCGGAACAUCCCCAUCGACGCGAGGUGGUUUCCGGCAUCCGCUUUCGCAGAACCGAUGAAAAUGCCCACCUGCCGGGGCACGCUCUCCCACGCGAUAGCACACAAAAGGAGCUGGGAAGGCCGACGCGUUUCUCAGAGCUUCUUGCCUCAGUUGGAAGCGAUGCGUGGAGACGCUCCACUCCGUCGUUCGUAGUGCAUGCGCCAGGCGAUGUCGAAGAGCUAAGAAACAUCUUUGCUUGGCCCCCGCCAGUCGUUAUGUAA